GGUUAAAGUUUCGCGUAGCCAUGUGUGUUCCCACUUGAUGUACCACUAGCUAGGCUAUUUACAUUACAAAUAUGUAUACUGUAGCUAGCUACUUCUAACGUGCCAGGUCGCAAUUGGGACAUCCAUGUUUGAUGAUAGUUCGUGAGUGCAGCGUCUAAAAGUUUUUUUCUCUACUCAUUUUGCUAUCUUUAACGGAUGACUAGAAAAACUAGCUAGCGCAACGCUGUUAUUUGAUGCUAAGUUUAGUUAGCUCAGAUUAGCUUGGUGGGACUGAGGCAGCUGACCUACUUGCCUCCGUUACAGUUCACCCCAUCGCUUUGCAAGAUAUGCUGACAAUUCGUCCGGUAUUGAGUGUCUUAGCAAGUUCACGAUUAUUGAGAAUCAAUUGUAAAGUGGGAAUUGGUCAGAACUUGCGAGUCUUUUCUCCCUAGCUGUAUUCCAUCACCAGUUCGAGCUCGCGUGAUAUUGCCAUUCUUAAGCUCGUGCAAGCUCCUUGGAACUGACCCUUUGAAAGAUGUGCCCAACCUCUGAUCUGCCCUCUAAGAUAUGUGGAGGACAGAAUAUAAAAGGCAGACUUCUUGAGGGUUGCCUUAACAAGUGUGUGGGGUACCGUUGGAUGAUGAGCACCGAGUGUGAGAACAUGCAGACCGCCAAGUCAUUGAAGCGAGUGGAGGAAGGAAGCGGGGACUUGGGAGAGAAUGGGCACAUCUCAAAGAAGGUGAAAACUGAGGAGGAUCAGGCUGCUGAUGAGAAGAAAUACCCGAAAAAGAAAGUGGUUCUACUUAUGGCCUAUUCAGGAAAAGGGUACUAUGGCAUGCAGAGAAAUGCUGGAUCUUGCAAGUUCAUGACCAUUGAAGAUGAGUUGAUCAGAGCACUUAUUAAGGCUGGAUGCAUUCCGGAAAACCAUGGUGAUGACAUGAAGAAAAUGUCUUUCCAAAGAUGUGCGAGAACCGACAAGGGUGUUUCUGCUGCUGGUCAAGUGGUAUCGCUGAAACUGUGGCUGAUUGAAGAAAUUGUUGAGAAAAUCAAUUCUUAUCUUCCAGCGCAAAUAAGAGUGCUUGGUUUCAAGAGAGUUACCGGGGGUUUCAAUUCCAAAAACAACUGUGACGCUCGCACUUACUCUUACAUGCUUCCCAGUGUGGCCUUUGCUCCAAAGGACUACGACACCCAGAAUUCUUCCGCCUUCCGUUUAGAGCCAGAGACACUGCAGAGAGUCAACCGCCUCUUUGCCCAGUACAAGGGCACCCGUAACUUCCACAACUUCACAUCCCAGAAAGCACCCAAAGACCCCAGCGCCCGCCGUUACAUCACGGAGAUGUCUUGCGGCGACCCCUUCGUGCGCGGCGGCUCCGAGUUUGCCGUCAUCACUGUGCGAGGCCAAAGCUUCAUGAUGCACCAAAUCAGGAAGAUGAUCGGUCUGGUGAUCGCAGUGAUGAAGGGCUACGCCGGGGAGGAGGUUCUGCAGAGGAGCUGGGGGGAGGAGAAGGUGGAUGUGCCCAAGGCCCCGGGGCUGGGGCUGGUGCUGGAGAAGGUCCACUUUGACAGGUACAAUAAACGCUUUGGCGGGGACGGCAUCCACGAGCGGCUAGAAUGGACCCAAGAGGAGGACUCGAUCCAGGCCUUCAAGGAGGAGCACAUCUACCCCAGCAUCGUGCAGACCGAGGGCCAGGAAGGCUCCAUGGCCAGCUGGAUGGCCACGUUGACCCUGCACGACUUUGAGGCCACAGCUUCAGGGCUACGGGAGGAUAAGGAUAAGAAGCUGGAUGAAGAUGAAGGUGAUGGCUCAGACUGAGUCACAUGCCAGACAAACCAGGGAUACAAUGUACUUUACUAAUUUGCGGUUUAUAUAUAUACAAAUUGAGUUUUAUUUUAGUCAUAGGGGAAUGGUUAUAGUCAAUGGAAAUGAUUUGCUCAAUUAUGGAAUACAAAAAUAAACAAUUGUUCUUAUAAAGCCAG
Messenger RNA from Osmerus eperlanus (European smelt), 1956 nucleotides. RefSeq names its product pseudouridine synthase 1 (gene pus1). Gene Ontology annotation, cellular component: nucleus. The transcript has 7 exons. Gene Ontology annotation, biological process: mRNA pseudouridine synthesis; tRNA pseudouridine synthesis. The record is from RefSeq and is a predicted model, not a curated record. Gene Ontology annotation, molecular function: RNA binding; pseudouridine synthase activity. NCBI's taxonomy places the organism in Eukaryota, Metazoa, Chordata, Actinopteri, Osmeriformes, Osmeridae. The coding region runs from base 515 to 1792 and encodes 425 amino acids.